AUGUCUGCCUCGCAACUGAUGCACCGCAUUUUGCGAUCGUCCGCAUCACCGAUUUCUCUCACGACAACAUUUGCCCGUCGCUCGUUCGGCAGCUCCGCAAUUCGCGCCAAAGAUGACAGCAAGCAACCGGAGACGUUGAAUUCGUACUCGGGAAGGGUCGAACACUUCACCGGAGGUAGACAGGAGUUUGGGGCACAGAAACCGGAGCUGGGAGUUGGAGAGAUGGAGGGCAUUACGUUCAAGGUUGAGCCGUUGAGACGGACGGGGGAGGAUUUGGCUACGAUGCGGGCCCGGUUGUUAUAUCAGAGUAGAAAGAGAGGAAUUCUAGAAUCUGACCUGCUGCUCUCGACAUUCGCCGACGCCUACCUGGCUGAUAUGAACAAGACACAGCUAGAGGAGUACGACCGAUUCCUCGACGAGAAUGACUGGGACAUCUACUACUGGGCGACGCAGGACUCCCCCGAAGAAACCGGAGCGGACGUCUCGUCCGUCGCUUCAGACACCCCAACGGAAACCUGGAAGCGUACCGGGGCCAAGAGCGGUGAAUGGUCACAAACUAUCGGCGCCUUCAAGGCCGCAUACCGACCUGUUCCGACACGAUGGGCCGAUUCGGAGAUUCUGAACCUCUUGAGGAAUCAUGUGCGUGAUAACAGUGCUACUGGCUUCCAUGCUGCGAAGAGUAAGAAGACUGGUGGUAGUGGACUUGGAAGAAUGCCUAAUAUUCAGGUGUUUGACUCCUGA
This is a messenger RNA of Aspergillus tanneri, 741 nucleotides long. RefSeq names its product succinate dehydrogenase assembly factor 2 (gene EMI5). Gene Ontology annotation, biological process: mitochondrial respiratory chain complex II assembly; tricarboxylic acid cycle; protein-FAD linkage. Bases 1 to 741 code for a protein of 246 amino acids. The record is from RefSeq and is a predicted model, not a curated record. Lineage: Eukaryota; Fungi; Ascomycota; Eurotiomycetes; Eurotiales; Aspergillaceae. The transcript has 2 exons. Gene Ontology annotation, cellular component: mitochondrion.